UAGCAAAGCGUAUCCAACUGAAGCACUGCCCAUUCGACAUGUGGAUGCAGUGGAGAUAAAAAAAAUGUGUUCAAGUGAGUAUUGAUAGGAAUCCAAGUGCACCUGCUGAACUCUGGGAGAUGAUUGAAGAGACCACGGAGGCGACAGAGAUGUGGUUUUGAGGUUGAUGGAAACCUCAGAGAAGAUGUUUGUCUGGGACGAGGAGUGGAACAUCUCCUUUGCAGGCUGCGGCUUCAGGAGUAUUUACUACCUGGGAGCUUUGAGCUGUAUCCUGCAGCGGGUCCCACAGCUGGUUCAUGGAGCCUCGAAGAUCUGUGGAGCUUCAUCUGGUUGUCUCGUGGCUGCAGCUCUGACUGUUGGGAUUCCCAUCGAGCAGUUCAUUGCUGAUGUUUUGACUCUGGCCAAAGAGGCCAGAAAACACUCUCUGGGAGUUUUCCACCCGACCUUCAGUCUGCUGCGGACAGUACGGGACUCCCUGCUGGAGAAGCUUCCGGCUGACGCCCACCUUCGGGCCUCUGGAAGGCUCUGCGUGUCCCUCACCAGACUGGCUGAUGGGAAGAACGCCUUGGUGUCAGAGUUUGACAGCAGAGAGGAGCUCAUUCAGGCUCUGAUGUGCAGCUGCUUUUUCCCUGUUUACUGUGGUUUCAUCCCACCUUCAUACCACGGAGUGCACUACAUGGAUGGAGCCCUGAGCAACAACAUGCCUCUGUUCGAGCAGAGGAACACCAUCACUAUGGCCCCGUUCUCCGGCGAGAGCGACAUCUGCCCCAGAGAGGGAACCUUCAACUUCUUCGAGGCGCACUACGGCAACGUAAGCAUCCAGGUCAACACCGGCAAUGUGCACCGGGUCUGUACGUCCUUCCUCCCUCCCAGACCUGAGAAGCUGGCGGAGAUCUGUCACAACGGCUACAUGGAUGCUCUUCAUUUCCUGAGAGAAAGAGAUCUGCUUGGAACACGGUGUCUUCUGCCCAGUUUGAUGGCGGAGACGGACGCAGUGAAACCGGCUUGUUGUGAGCUGGUGAAGGAAGUGGCUCAAGCUAAAGAGUCCAAGCAGACACUGUUGAAUGGACAAAACCCUCAGCAGGAAGAUCACUGGUGGCUGGGCCUGCAUGUCACAGAGAAUCUCCCAGCAGGCAUCAAGAAAGUGCUGUGUGAGGCCUGCAGGGAGAGUCCCUGUGGAGACACUCAGUGGUCUCGGGUCACCCAGUUGCUUCCAGUGAGAGUGCUGGUGUGUCUCCUGAGCCUCCUCAUGCUGCCCGUUGGGCUGAUCUUCUUACUCACCAAAGGCAUAUUAUCGCUGUUAACGUCGUCCUCAGGUCUCUGCCGGCAGACAUGGAGCAGCGAAGUCAAAGACCCCCACAGCAGCUCCUCUAACUCAGACCUCAGAGCCCGGACAGGAGGACACAGAAAUAUCAAACCGCUGACCUCAACAAUCACCCCAAAUACCAACAAAACUCUUCAUUGGGACAACAACAUGAACCUGGACUUCUUCUCCCUCACAUCUGUCUGUUCAGGUCCAUCCAACUUCUCCAAUACACCUGCGUGUGGUAAGGAGACUUUAAAUGAAGUAAAACAGACACUUCAUCCACCAGAAACCAGGCAGAAAGCCAAAAAGACUUAACUGCAAAUGUAAAACCCUUUUAUGAAUGGGAUAUAUGUAUCAUAUGUCAGAUGAAUCAUUAGAGUAGCUCUACUGAUAUGUAUUUAUGAUCUCUUUACACUUCUGUGUAAAAUAAAUACUUGUUUGGAUUUGUCUAACUCGUGUGUGUAUUGCCUCAACAAUGAACUGAGAUGGUGACCAAAAGCUUGACUUAACUUUUCCCAAUGAUCACACUUAAAGUA
This is a messenger RNA of Anarrhichthys ocellatus (wolf-eel), 1842 nucleotides long. RefSeq names its product patatin-like phospholipase domain-containing protein 2. The transcript is spliced from 9 exons. Bases 167 to 1621 code for a protein of 484 amino acids. Gene Ontology annotation, cellular component: lipid droplet; cytoplasm; membrane. Lineage: Eukaryota; Metazoa; Chordata; Actinopteri; Perciformes; Anarhichadidae. Gene Ontology annotation, molecular function: triacylglycerol lipase activity. The record is from RefSeq and is a predicted model, not a curated record. Gene Ontology annotation, biological process: lipid homeostasis; triglyceride catabolic process.